Messenger RNA from Drosophila biarmipes, 451 nucleotides. Its product is annotated as gram-negative bacteria-binding protein 3. Gene Ontology annotation, molecular function: carbohydrate binding. Lineage: Eukaryota; Metazoa; Arthropoda; Insecta; Diptera; Drosophilidae. The transcript has a single exon. The record is from RefSeq and is a predicted model, not a curated record. Bases 33 to 407 code for a protein of 124 amino acids.
CCAGCUUUAGUUCUGUUCCGAGACCCACGGUGAUGGGUCGACUUCCGCUGUGCCUUCUGCUCCUGGCAGUGGCGAAUUGUUUUGCCCAUGGCUACGAGGCCCCUGAGGCCCAGGUGCGCGUGUUCUAUCCCAAGGGAUUCGAGGUCUCCAUUCCGGACGCGGAGGGCAUUUCACUGUUCGCCUUCCACGGAAAACUGAACGAGGAGUUCGACGGACUGGAGGCAGGGCGAUGGGCACGCGACAUCCCAAAUGCGAAGCGAGGGCGCUGGACUUUUCGGGAUCGGGAGACUAAGCUCAACCUGGGCGAUACCCUGUACUUCUGGACUUACGUGCUGUACAAUGGACUGGGCUAUCGCCAGGAUGAAGGAGCGCAUGUGGUUACCAGCUAUGACAACCAAAGGAGCUGAUCCCAUUCUUCGAAAAUAUGAUGCAAUAAAACUUCUAAACCGAG